Molecule: messenger RNA, 390 nt
Organism: Phialemonium atrogriseum
Lineage: Eukaryota; Fungi; Ascomycota; Sordariomycetes; Cephalothecales; Cephalothecaceae
Exons: 1
Coding region: 46-309 (87 amino acids)
Source: RefSeq, a predicted model, not a curated record
UGUCAACCUGUGCAACCGUCUAAUUGAUAUUUUGGCGGCAGAGACAUGUGGCUACCUACUGGAUGUUGUCUGUUCCUUCUGCUUCCAGGAAUGACGAGAGAUAUCACCUGCCACUCCUCUCAGCCGAUUGCUCACUUGAGUUGUUUGCAUAUGUUACUUGGGCCAUUCACUAUUUUCACCAUCUCGACAAUUUUUUUGGGCGGCAUCAUCACAGGGUAUCCAUAUCAGGCAUCGGCAGUUACGACAGACAAUAUCUCGGUAAUGACAGUGGUGUUUAUUCUGCUAUGGCGCACAUUUCUGAACGAGUGAAUGCCAAGCACAUUUGAUCAAGCGGACUGGUCCCCUUCAAAACGGACGUGAAAAGAAGGAGCGGCCAGAAAGAGGCUUCCC